UGUUCAUUUGGUGUGUUGUUUUGAUUGGUAUGUACGUUACUGCCUAUGUAACUUAUGGAUUUACAUAUGAGUAUGAAGUUAAAGCUAUUGCAAUAAGUUUAGGCAGACCAAUUUGGUGUUUACAACUCUGUUGGAUUGUAUAUAGUUGUCUUGUUGGUCAAGGAGGUAUUAUCAACUGGUUUUUAUCUUGUGGAUUCAUGCAACUUGGAGGAAAGCUAGUAUACUGCCUUUAUCUCAUGCAUGGACCCAUAAUAUCUUAUACAGCUAUGGAAACUAGAACAACAUUGCAUUUUACCGACUAUAUUUUGUUCUAUAACUUCUGUGGUCAUUUGAUCGUUACAACAUUCGUAGCAAUAUUUUGGACAUUGGCUUUUGAGUCGCCAGUAAUAAUUUUGGAGAAAGCAUUAUUACGAGGGAGCGGACGCAAACCAGCAGCAAAAAAGACAGAGUAUCCAAUAGCAGAAAAGAAAGGAAAUGAAAAAGUUGUGUAGGAGGUUACUAUAUUCUCAAAUUAUUUAAUUCAUUUUCUUUGUAAACUUUAAUUAUUAAAAAACUUAAGUUAUAAUUAUUUCCCCUAGUAAUAUAAUAAUCACCAUGGGAAAUCCCUUCAAAUAAACUAAGGCUCGCUACUCGUACAUGACUUUCGACCUAUUGAGUGUUAACAAGUGUUAAAAUUGAGUUUAAUUCUGUGAUGAUAGUGUAUAUUUAAAAUAAUAAAUAAUCCAAAUUGAAAAUAUGUCUCAAAUGUAUUUUUAAAAUAAUCGGAGAUACCCAGCAACCUGAAAUUCAAAUAAUAUCAAUUUGGAGAGCAGGAAAAUUAGAAAUGAAAAUAUGAAAUUUAUCAUAUUCAUCACUUGUCAUAUCUUAUCAAAUAAAGUCAGAAAAAACUUAAGACGAAAUCUAAUUAUUAUAAAAAUUAUAUUGAGUUAGGUUAGUUAAGUAAGAGUUAGUUAAACUUAGUUAAGUAAGAGUUAGUUAAAGCUUAAGAAUUAAUUUAGUAAGAGGCAUUAAACAUGUGUGUGUGUAAACCAAAAAAAUAUUCAAAUUAGAUAAACAUAUAUGGG
Molecule: messenger RNA, 1064 nt
Organism: Sitophilus oryzae (rice weevil)
Lineage: Eukaryota; Metazoa; Arthropoda; Insecta; Coleoptera; Curculionidae
Product: O-acyltransferase like protein-like
Exons: 4
Coding region: 30-491 (153 amino acids)
Source: RefSeq, a predicted model, not a curated record